AUGAUGUCAACCUUAUGUUUCUUUAUAUUAAUUUUCAGUCGAAUUCAUGGAAAAUUUUUAUCAAAUUCCGAAAGUUCAUCAUUUAUUUAUCUUAGACAUAUACGUUUAACAACAGAUGAUCAACAAUAUCGUAUUCGAUGUCCAUACAAUUUAAAUUAUUUAAAUAUUCAAUUAUUGAAUUAUUCAAAUGAAAAUUGUUUUAAUUUAUAUUUAGUAUCGAAUAAUAAUAUUUGUAUGAAUUAUCAUCCUCCAUGUCAAUUUUAUGCUAAAACUAUUCAACUUCAUUGUAAUCAUCAUUCAUAUUCUAAAUAUGUCGAUAUUACUUAUCAAUGUUCAUAUAAAGCAAUAAUUUCUUCUGAUACGCAAUAUAAUACAUUUACUUUACAUUCAUUUUCAUUUCCAACAAAUUUUUCUUUUUCUGAAGAAAGUAUUGCUUUAUUUUUAAUUGGUAUUAGUAUAAUUAUUAUAUUUUGGAUAAUAAUUUUUUGUAUUUGUUUUAUUCAUUAUCAUGAUGAUAAUGAUAAUUAUAAUGAUGAUGAUGAAUAUGAUUUACUUUCUCAACAAUCUUAUAUAAAAGAAGAUAUAAUUGAUUUUAAUUUAUUAUCCAUGAAAAAUCAUUCGAUUAUUGUUGAUAACCUUUGCCUUCAUGUCAAUCCAUUCGAAAAUAAUCAUAUCUCAUCAUUAACAACAACAUAA
Molecule: messenger RNA, 696 nt
Organism: Rotaria sordida
Lineage: Eukaryota; Metazoa; Rotifera; Eurotatoria; Philodinida; Philodinidae
Source: the annotation of a GenBank genome assembly